AUGAUCCUGAUACAACAGUCCCAAAUUUGCGAUCCAAAGAUCCGGAUGGUUGGUUCGACGACAUUCGAUGUCGAUGAGCCAUCGACAGCCGCCAUUGCCCUUCCAAGUUUACCCAGACUACCUGCCAUUACCCCUCCGAGUCUAUUGGACUCCUUGCCACUCGAGAUUUUGCAUGAAAUCUUUGUCCUGUGUCUUCCUGAAGACUUUAGGAAGGAGGCGAGUGGGAACAACGGUCCACCAGCACCUCUCAAGCUUUGCCACGUUUCGCAGACGUGGAGGCGGGCAGCGAUAAGUGAACCACGGCUAUGGAGAAACCUCAGGCUACCCACAAAGCGACUAGAAGCGUCCACAUCCCUCGAUUCGUUCACCAGCACCAUUGCCAAACUCACAGCCCAAGCUGUUUUCUGGUUCGAGAAUGCGGGAGACGCGGGCAUUCGGCUGGUUUUGGACAUUCCCCGCCCAGCAUUCGAGACUGCGGAUGCGGGUUCCGUGGUCACGAUGUUGGACGGCGGGCGGAACGUGACCAACCUUCCGACGGAACUCGAUCUCUUGGUCGCUUGGAGGAAAUUCGUAGCGGUGGUCCUAGUGCAGCGCGCAUCGCGUAUCAGGAGCCUCGAGUUGCGACCAUUUACGAAAGCAGCGUCGGCUUGCAUCGCGCCUUUCAUUUCACCAGACCUAUCCCAAGACUUCAAACGGCUCGACUCGGUGUUCAUCAUUGGAUCGCAGUUGCCUGUCUCGUCGUGCGCAGGGUGCCACGCCAAAGGCCUCUUCGGUAAUGCGCCCAGUCUGAAGAAAGUCGCCUUGGUCUUUUCGUCCAUUGCCUCGAGCCUCCCACCCAGUAUCCUCCCCGAUACCUUCUUACCCUGGAAGCAGUUAACGCAUCUCAUGAUCAAAAUGCCCUGCUCAGGGUCAUUUUGGAAGAGGGUCCUUCUGCAAUGUGGGCAAUUAGAAACCUGCGUCAUGCAUCUCGAACAUUCACUCAUUGCCGAAGAUCGCGAUCCAACUCUCACGGAUGCAGGUAUCGUUCUUCCCAAACUCCACAGGUUGGACGUCACGUUCCACGACGAAUUCAGCUCCAUCUAUUUCCACCCCUUUCGCUUUCCGGCUCUGACAAACAUCAGCAUCGCUUGCGACAUCGGGAACGGGUUCCCGACCUUUAUUUGGCUCAAACAGUCCAAGCCUCACCUCUACGCCCAGUUCAAACAACUCACAUCCUUGACAUUGUCCUAUCAAAACAUAACGUGGUCCGAUCUUUUGGAGUUGCUGAAGGAAACGGACGACCUGGAAGAGCUGUUUGUGGACAGUUAUCUAUUAGACCACAAGGCAUUCCUCCAGGCGCUCACCGUCUACCCCGACCAAACCGCCAAACCUAUCAUCCCGAAACUCAAAAACUUCAGCCUAUUCCUGGAAUACUACGCUGAAACUCCGCCUACGACUUUCGAGGAGCAGGAUUUGUUGGUGAUGAUGGCAUCGCGGUCGCCUGUCGCAUCGGAGGUUGCAAGGCAUAUCUGCAUCAUGAACUCGAUAGAGUUGCCCGAGUUGUAUUCGGCCAGGGAUCCUGGGGUGCGGGUUUUCGCUCCGGAUCGGUUGGUGUCGACGUCUCUGGGCUGCGUGGAGUUGUGGGUGGAUAGCGAAGACGGGACCAAAGUCGAGUUGCUGGAGAAGUUCCAGCAGUUGACGGAGGCACUUGCGGAGUCUGACAAGUCGGACGAGUACCCGCCCUUCUCGUUCCUGGUAGACUUUGUCAGCCCAUCCGAGUGGUUGGUCCAAAGCAACGAGCCUAUCUGGUAUAGCUAUUAUUGA
Molecule: messenger RNA, 1803 nt
Organism: Coprinopsis cinerea okayama7#130
Lineage: Eukaryota; Fungi; Basidiomycota; Agaricomycetes; Agaricales; Psathyrellaceae
Exons: 2
Coding region: 1-1803 (600 amino acids)
Source: RefSeq, a predicted model, not a curated record